UAAUUUCUUCGAUUUCUGUGUUUUACUUGAGGAGAGAUUACUUAGGUUUCAAUGGCGGAGGAGGUGAUUCUGCUGGAUGUAGGGGUCAGCAUGUUCUGCCUAAGGGUGAAAAUAGCUUUGGCCGAAAAGGGUAUUAAGUGCGAGUACAUAGAACAAGAUCUUCAGAACAAGGACCCUUUGCUUCUGAAGAUGAACCCAUUUCACAACAAGGUUCCUGUUCUCAUUCACAAUGGAAAAUCUAUAUGCGAUUCUCUCAUUAUUUUGCAAUACAUCGAAGAGGUUUGGCCUGAGAAACCUCCUUUACUUCCCUCUGAUACUUAUCACAGAGCCCAAGCAAGGUUGUUGGCAGACUUCACUAACAAGAUCCAUGGUUGUGGUUGGAAGAUAUGUCUUUGGGAUGGUGAAAAGCUUGAAGUAGCCAAAAAAGAAUUAGUUGAAAUGUUGACGGUGAUUGAAGGAGAGCUUGGAGAUAAGCCAUACUUUGGAUUUGGAGGGGAGAGGUUUGGGUUUGUAGAUGUUGCCUUAAUAGGAUUCUACAGUUGGUUUAUUGUGUAUGAGAUGUUUGGGAAGUUCAGUAUGGAGAGUGAGUUUCCCAAGCUCAGUGCCUGGGCCAAGAGGUGUCUACAGAAGGAAAGCGUCUCCAAAUCUAUUACUGAUCAUAUAGAUGGGAACAAGACUUACCAGUACGUUGUCCAAUCCAGGAAGAGGUUGUUGGAGUAAACAAAUAUCGUAUCUAUUCUAUAUAAAGUGUGCCUAUAUAACUGAAUUCUUGGUUUAUGAGAAAUUCAUGGGUGACUUUUUAUUUUUAUUUAAUAAAAUAAUAAAAUAUUAUUUAUAUAUAAUAAAAUAAUAAUAAAAUAAAUCUCAUUAAUAUUUGAA
This is a messenger RNA of Cannabis sativa, 879 nucleotides long. Its product is annotated as probable glutathione S-transferase. The transcript has 2 exons. The coding region runs from base 52 to 720 and encodes 222 amino acids. The record is from RefSeq and is a predicted model, not a curated record. Gene Ontology annotation, cellular component: cytoplasm. Gene Ontology annotation, biological process: glutathione metabolic process. Gene Ontology annotation, molecular function: glutathione transferase activity. Lineage: Eukaryota; Viridiplantae; Streptophyta; Magnoliopsida; Rosales; Cannabaceae.